Molecule: messenger RNA, 3470 nt
Organism: Echinops telfairi (small Madagascar hedgehog)
Lineage: Eukaryota; Metazoa; Chordata; Mammalia; Afrosoricida; Tenrecidae
Gene: DPP8
Product: dipeptidyl peptidase 8
Exons: 20
Coding region: 257-2779 (840 amino acids)
Biological process (GO): proteolysis
Molecular function (GO): dipeptidyl-peptidase activity; serine-type peptidase activity
Source: RefSeq, a predicted model, not a curated record
CGAGAAAGCCUCCGAGCGCGGCGCCGCCGCUUCAGCCCGUCCGGAGUGGGGGCGGCGCGGCAUGAGGCGGCGUAGGCCCGCUCCGUAGCGCGUGCCGGGACGGUCCGGGCGGGGCCUGGGGGAAGCCUGGCGAGCAGGAUUGGAUGGUGAAUGCAGAAGGACUCCCAUGAGAAGAGAGCAGGAUGAGUGGAGGGUUCUCUCCUUGAAGCUGAGCCCUUGAAAGAGAUUUCCUUGAACGUGGAAGAGAUCUGGACAGAUGAAAAUACAAUCAGGAAAAUGCAACAUGGCAGCAGCAAUGGAAACAGAGCAGCUGGGUGUGGAGAUCUUUGAAACUGCAGAGUGUGAGGAGAAUAUUCAAUCACAGGACCGGCCUCAGUUGGAGCCGUUUUAUGUUGAGCGGUAUUCGUGGAGUCAGCUCAGGAAGCUGCUUGCUGACACCAGGAAAUACCAUGGCUACGUGAUGGCCAAGGCACCGCAUGAUUUUAUGUUUGUGAGGAGGAGUGGCCCAGACGGGCCUCAUUCGGACAGGAUCUAUUACCUUGCCAUGUCUGGUGAGAACAGGGAAAAUACACUGUUUUAUUCUGAAAUUCCCAAAACUAUCAACAGGGCAGCUGUCUUCAUGCUCUCGUGGAAGCCUCUUUUGGAUCUCUUUCAGGCAACACUGGACUAUGGAAUGUAUUCUCGGGAAGAAGAGCUCUUAAGAGAAAGAAAACGCAUCGGAACAGUUGGGAUCGCGUCUUAUGAUUAUCACCAAGAAAGUGGGACAUUUCUGUUUCAAGCCGGCAGUGGGAUUUACCAUGUGAAAGAUGGAGGGCCACAAGGGUUUACACAACAACCCUUACGACCCAAUUUAGUGGAGACUAGUUGUCCUAACAUACGGAUGGACCCAAAAUUAUGCCCUGCUGAUCCCGACUGGAUUGCUUUUAUCCAUAGCAAUGAUAUUUGGAUAUCCAACAUUGUAACCAGAGAGGAGAGAAGGCUCACCUAUGUGCACAACGAGCUGGCCAACCUCGAAGAUGAUCCGAGAUCAGCGGGAGUUGCCACCUUUGUCCUUCAGGAGGAGUUUGAUAGGUACUCUGGUUACUGGUGGUGUCCAGAAGCUGAAUCAGCUCCUAGUGGUGGCAAAAUUCUUAGAAUCCUGUAUGAAGAAAAUGAUGAAUCUGAGGUGGAAAUUAUUCAUGUUACAUCCCCUAUGUUGGAAACAAGGAGAGCAGAUUCAUUCCGUUAUCCUAAAACAGGCACACCGAAUCCGAAAGUCACUUUUAAGAUGUCGGAAAUAAUGGUUGAUGCUGCAGGAAGGAUUGUAGAGGUCAUAGAUAAGGAACUCAUUCAACCAUUUGAGAUUCUAUUUGAAGGAGUGGAAUAUAUCGCCAGAGCGGGAUGGACGCCAGAGGGACAAUAUGCUUGGUCCAUCCUACUAGAUCGCUCCCAAACUCGCCUGCAGAUAGUGCUGAUCUCACCUGACCUCUUCAUCCCAGUGGAAGAUGAUGCCCUGGAGCGUCAGAGACUCAUGGAGUCGGUGGCUGACUCUGUGACGCCACUGAUAAUAUAUGAAGAGACCACAGACAUCUGGAUAAAUAUUCAUGACAUCUUCUAUGUUUUCCCACAAAGUCAUGAAGAUGAAAUUGAGUUUAUUUUUGCCUCUGAAUGCAAAACAGGUUUCCGUCAUUUGUAUAAAAUCACAUCCAUUUUGAAGGAGAGCAAAUAUAAACGAUCCAGUGGAGGACUACCAGCCCCAAGUGAUUUCAAGUGUCCUGUCAAAGAGGAACUAGCAAUUACCAGUGGUGAAUGGGAAGUUCUUGGCCGGCAUGGAUCUAAUCACUGUGACUUCUUCAUCAGUAAGUACAGUAACCAGAGAAACCCACACUGUGUGGCCCUCUACAAGCUGUCGAGUACUGAAGAGGACACAACUUGUAAGACAAAGGAAUUCUGGGCCACCAUUUUGGAUUCAGCAGGUCCUCUUCCUGACUACACCCCUCCUGAAAUUUUCUCUUUCGAAAGUGCUACUGGAUUCACAUUGUAUGGGAUGCUCUACAAGCCUCAUGACCUGCAACCUGGAAAGAAGUACCCCACCGUGUUGUUUAUUUAUGGUGGUCCUCAGGUACAGUUGGUGAAUAAUCGGUUUAAAGGAGUCAAAUAUUUCCGCCUGAAUACCCUGGCCUCUCUGGGUUACGUGGUUGUGGUGAUAGACAACAGGGGAUCCUGUCACCGAGGGCUUAAAUUUGAAGGCGCCUUUAAAUAUAAAAUGGGCCAGAUAGAAAUUGACGAUCAAGUGGAAGGACUCCAGUACCUGGCUUCCCGAUAUGAUUUCAUCGACUUGGACCGCGUGGGCAUUCAUGGCUGGUCCUACGGGGGGUACCUCUCCCUGAUGGCCUUGAUGCAGAGGUCAGACGUCUUCAGGGUUGCUAUUGCCGGGGCCCCGGUCACUCUGUGGGUCUUCUAUGAUACAGGAUACACGGAACGCUACAUGGGCCACCCCGACCAGAAUGAACAGGGCUACUACUUAGGAUCGGUAGCCAUGCAAGCAGAAAAGUUCCCUUCCGAACCAAAUCGUUUACUACUCUUGCAUGGGUUCUUGGAUGAGAAUGUCCAUUUUGCACAUACCAGUAUAUUGCUGAGUUUUUUGGUGAGGGCUGGAAAGCCAUAUGAUUUGCAGAUCUAUCCUCAGGAAAGACACAGCAUAAGGGUUCCUGAAUCCGGAGAACAUUACGAACUGCAUCUUUUGCACUACCUGCAAGAAAACCUUGGAUCACGGAUUGCUGCUCUGAAAGUGAUGUAAUUGUGACCCAUGUAUAACACUCAUACACUGGCUGCUUAACCAAAUGAGGUGAAAUCAAUUGCAAACAUAGAACUGAUCAUCACAUUCCGGUACCUGCCACAUAACAUCUCCUUCUGAAAGUUAAUCCGGUGCCACGCAGGUGCCUGCAGCUUGUGGAUAGUCAUCUGAUACUAUAAACACACACACACACACACACACACAAUUUUGAAUGGCAUCUAUUUCUAAGGACCCCGAUAAUACCAUGAGAAUUAAUGAAAGAAGUAUCAUAUUUAUAUCACAUAUCCGUACGACCCUACUUUCACUUUGAAAAGCAUUAUAAACCUCAUGGAUUUAGUUAGUGUAUUUUUACAGUAUAUUUCUGCGUUUGUUAAAUAAGACAUUAGUGAUUGGUUUGGAUCAGUUCCAGCAUCGCUGACGAGUUACAGAUUUGAUAGCACUUAGAUGUAAUUGAUGCUUAUGCUUCAUUGCCGGGUUGUAUCCAGCAUGUUAUGAGCUAAUCACUAGUAGCCCUGGCUUCCCCAGUCAUUAAUGAUUUUCACGGGUAACUUAGUGGCCUCCGAAAGACACUGACUUUGUUCCUUCAAGCUCCGACCAGUUUUUAGCCGAUUUAAACUGGAUCCUGUAGAAACGGUUCCCAUAUUUCUUGAUGACAGUGGGUUUUUCCUUUCGCAUAAAGGCGAAUAACUAUGUA